This is a messenger RNA of Tripterygium wilfordii, 1103 nucleotides long. Its product is annotated as ras-related protein Rab11D. Gene Ontology annotation, molecular function: GTP binding; GTPase activity. The record is from RefSeq and is a predicted model, not a curated record. The transcript has 2 exons. NCBI's taxonomy places the organism in Eukaryota, Viridiplantae, Streptophyta, Magnoliopsida, Celastrales, Celastraceae. Gene Ontology annotation, cellular component: endosome. The coding region runs from base 116 to 796 and encodes 226 amino acids.
AAGUACUACGUCUCUGCAGCGGAAGUCACUGAUCUCAAAUUUAGUUAACAGAGAAGAAGAAAGAAGAAGAUAAGAGGAGAUUAACAGGUUCCAGCUGAGUUGAUUACGAGCAGAAAUGGCGACCGGAGGAGGAUACGGAGACGCGUCGCAGAAGAUAGACUUCGUGUUCAAGGUGGUGUUGAUAGGGGACUCCGCGGUCGGGAAGUCGCAGAUACUGAACCGUUUUGCGAGGAACGAGUUCAGCAUCGAUUCCAAGGCCACCAUUGGUGUCGAGUUCCAGACUCGAACACUCGUUAUCCAGCACAAGAGUGUCAAGGCCCAGAUCUGGGACACUGCCGGCCAAGAACGAUACAGGGCUGUCACGAGCGCAUACUACAGGGGUGCUGUUGGGGCAAUGCUUGUUUACGACAUUACAAAACGCCAGAGCUUUGAUCACAUCCCCCGCUGGCUGGAGGAGCUGCGUAACCAUGCUGACAAAAACAUAGUUAUCAUUUUGAUUGGGAACAAAAGCGAUCUUGAGGACCAGCGAGCUGUACCAACUGAGGAUGCGAAAGAAUUUGCUCAGAAGGAAGGACUGUUCUUCUUGGAAACCUCUGCAUUAGAAUCAACCAAUGUCGAAUCUGCGUUCUUGACUGUGUUGACAGAGAUCUUCAACAUCGUGAACAAGAAGAGCCUGACUGCUGAUGAAAAUGAAAGCAACGGAAAUCCUGCGUCACUGUCUGGUAAGAAGAUCCUAAUUCCUGGUCCUGCACAGGUAAUUCCACAAAAGAAUAAGAUGUGUUGUACAUCAUCGUGAAUUGGUGAGACAAGUUUCUUUACUGUGGAGUUUCUUUACUCUAUGAUCCAUAUAGCAAUUUUUGGAUGAAAGGUGUGUUGUAUUUUACAUUACCUUAGCAUAGUGUUGGACUGCAGCUAGUUAAUCAAGUACCAAAAAUUGAAAGUAAAGCUGAGUUGCACAUUCUCUUUUACUUAUUUGCCUGAUUGGAAUUCAACUGCAUCUGCCUUUUCCGACUCUGUAAAAUCCUAGAAGCCAGUCAAGGUUGAAUGCCGAGAGAAAUGUACCCUUCUUUUGGGUUUUAAGCCUAAACAUUUUGUUUGAUUCA